Molecule: messenger RNA, 888 nt
Organism: Pichia kudriavzevii
Lineage: Eukaryota; Fungi; Ascomycota; Pichiomycetes; Pichiales; Pichiaceae
Exons: 1
Coding region: 1-888 (295 amino acids)
Source: RefSeq, a predicted model, not a curated record
AUGGAGGAAGCACAGUCAAAGAGGCGGAAACUAGAUGAUAAACAUUCAGGAGCUAAAACGGAAUCCAGAAUGGAAUCAAGUGACAAGCAGCAGUUAAAUGUCAGUGAUCUUGAGAAUGACGAUUUGUCCGAACACAGCAACGAGGAAGAGUGUUGUCUUGCCCUAUCCGACCUUGAUGACCUUGAGGAUUUUGAUGAUGGAGAAACACAUAUUGACGCUUCUGAUCCCCUGGAAGCCGAGUAUCUGACAAAGUAUCCAAAGAUAACCAAGUUAAUCAACAAUGCGUCUGAUUCAAGCCAAUUAAUGGCGGUGAAUUUCAUCAGAUUGUUGGAGAAACACCAAGUAGAUCCCUUUGCAUCGUAUGACCUUGACGUUGAGGAAAUUGUGGAAGACGAAGAAUACAUCAUCAACCAAUGUAAUAAUCUUGACGACAGCCAACGGCGGGAUUUAUGGGAUGAGUACUGUCGAGUCCAAGGCGAAGCUGAAAUAACAAAUAAAGUCAGCAAUUUUAUCGAGUAUGACACUCCUGAACUUCAAUUUGUUUCUUUUCUGAAAUCACUGAAUGAGUUCAAGUUCCCCAAAUUUUACACGGAUUUUAACAGGCAAAUCAAGAGAAAGAGCAAGGUCGAUAAUGAUCAGAGAUACGAUCAUCUGUGUGGAUGCACCUCCCAGAAUGUCAGGCAACAAAUAUACAAUAAAUGGGUUCAGUUUUACAAGUUACCUGUCGCUGAAAAGUCAAAAGCUCUGGCGGGUGAACUUGGCAAAUACAAGAACAAGACGUUUGACCAAGUCCUGGAACUCAUAAAGACAAAGAAGCUAGAUUUGUGGGAAAUAUAUUUUCUACCGGAGGACGAGAUCAACGAGCUAAAAGGAACGGUAUUUAGUUAG